Messenger RNA from Paralichthys olivaceus (Japanese flounder), 2086 nucleotides. It is a transcript of the gene fgf16, whose product is annotated as fibroblast growth factor 16. Lineage: Eukaryota; Metazoa; Chordata; Actinopteri; Pleuronectiformes; Paralichthyidae. Gene Ontology annotation, cellular component: cytoplasm. The record is from RefSeq and is a predicted model, not a curated record. Gene Ontology annotation, molecular function: fibroblast growth factor receptor binding; growth factor activity. Gene Ontology annotation, biological process: positive regulation of gene expression; positive regulation of endothelial cell chemotaxis to fibroblast growth factor; fibroblast growth factor receptor signaling pathway.
UGGAGAAAAUGCUCUCAUGAAAACGUCCAACCGCUGUGGUUGGCACUGGCACUUGUGCGUGAGACUGGUUUGCUCUGAGAUUACGCACAGAUUAUUUUGAUAAUCUUGCGGGGAGGGUAACGCUCACCUGAUACUUUGCGGUUUUCCUGUUUUUUUUCCUUCUUCUCCCGGAGAGGCCGUGGUGUGACCAUAAACCAGUCAGAGUAAAUUAUGGAUCGCCUUUGUGGUGCAGUGGUUUGUUACAGUUUAUGAUAGAUAGAGCUUCUCGGCUUUGUGUCAGCUGCUUUUGUUUUGUCUUUUUACAAUGAUGGUCUCUGCGUCUGUCUCGCUUUGUAAUGCGCCACAAGCUGUUGCCAGCAGAGUUCCCUGCCCCUGGAUAGACCGUGUGCUUCUGUCAGAGACGAGAGCGCAGCAGCUAUGAGAGGACCCGCACUUGGAUUUUGUGUGAUCGGAAGAUUUGGUGCAGCUUUCUACAGAGAGCAGUGACACACAGCGGCAUCAGCAGCUGAAAAAGUUGGACUGGAAGUGGUUCCACACGUUCAAGUGAGGGAAACUGAUGCGCGUAAAGAAGGGAUGCCAGCCAGGCGUGGCUUGUGUUUGAACAUCCAAUGUGAGAAUGCGUGGGGAGUAUGUAUAUAAUAAGAGCCUUUCCAUCUGAUGAACAGAGAUAUCAAACUGAUGAUUAAAGCAGAGGACGAUCAAUAAACUCAGAGGACUGAUUUGGAGGAGCAGCAGCGCGCCGGGUAGCCCUUUGGCUUCGUGCGUGCAUGGACCGGACUUACUUAAAACUUUUCUCCCGCUUCGUGUCGCCGAAACCUUUUAAAUGCCGUCGCUUAAUCUGACAGCUGUGCACACCAUGGCAGAGGUCGGGAGCUUUUUGGGGACAAUCGACUUGGAUUUACAAAGCUUUCCUGCGCUGGGGAAUAUGCCCAUAGCGGAGCCUCCGGUGGGGCUGAAUGAGCAGCUGGGGCAGAUUGAGGGGAGGCUGCAGCGGGGGUCGCCGACGGAUUUUGGGCACCUCAAGGGGAUCCUGAGGCGGCGGCAGCUCUACUGCAGGACCGGCUUCCAGCUGGAGAUAUUCCCCAACGGCACCGUGCACGGGACACGACAGGACCACAGCAGAUUCGGUAUCCUGGAGUUCAUCAGCCUGGCAGUGAGUCUGGUCAGCAUCAGAGGGGUGGAUGCUGGACUCUACCUCGGCAUGAAUGAAAAAGGAGAGCUCUAUGGGUCGAAGAAACUGACAGCAGAAUGUGUGUUCAGGGAGCAGUUUGAGGAGAACUGGUACAACACCUACGCUUCAACUCUGUACAAGCACACGGACACGGGGCGCUUCUACUACGUGGCCUUGAACAAGGACGGCUCGCCCAGGGAGGGCGGCAGGACUAAGAAACACCAGAAACUCACUCACUUCUUACCCAGGCCGGUGGAGAUCGAAAAGAUCCCGCAAGCUUACAGGGACUUGUUCCAGUACAGGUGACCAGAGCUGGUUCCACCAGGAGCAACAGAAGCAAACGAAGAGGAGAGAGGGGGUGCUGCAGAUAUUUUGGACCUGGUACAGAACUGUACACCCUCCACUCGUGCUGAGGUCACUGGGUUUACACCACAGCCCACUACCAAGCACAUACUGCACUGACAUAAACUUUGUGCACGCUCCUGGAUGUUGCUUCUUUGGUUCUGUAGUGGACUUGUGACACCGGUAAGGACAGAAAGUUGUCUAGUUAAACCACUAAGGACACAGGGACGAAUGUGGCCCACAUGACUGCCCAGCUGUGGGGCAAUCAGGUGCCACGUUUUCUAAAUAACCACUUUUUUUUUUAGAGGUAAAUGCAUAGAUACUGCAGUGAAGAGCCCUAAACUGGUGGGGGAGAACAAAAAAAUGAAAGUUGAGUAUGAGAAUGCAGGAAAGAUACUUUAAAAAAGCUGCAGAAAGGAAACAGAAAGCACUGCAGAUGAAACAUGGUGCAUUUGUCACGCUUUAUACACAGUCAUGGUAAAUGUAAGCAAGGGCACAUUCCACAAACGCAGAGAUGGAUGGAUAGAAGGAGCGUGGCAGGUUUGGAUAGUCGGGUACUAAAGAGAACGGGAA